Messenger RNA from Symbiodinium pilosum, 258 nucleotides. Lineage: Eukaryota; Dinophyceae; Suessiales; Symbiodiniaceae. The record is from the annotation of a GenBank genome assembly.
GACGCCGCAGUGGCGGGCUGCAAGUCAGCCGGCGGUUCUGUGUUGGAUGUCAAAGACGCCCGGGAGGCUGCGGUGAAAGACGCCAAGGAGCGCUUGAAGCUGGCAUCUAUGGCGAAGAAGAAGAGCAACGCGACUGCCAAACCCAGCAAGAACGCCACUACCACGGCAGCGCCUAAAGCGAACACCACGACCAAGGCAUCCGAGGAGGAUGAAGACGAAGAUGAGGAAGCAACGACAACAGGAAAGGCCAAGGUUUGA